Molecule: messenger RNA, 936 nt
Organism: Mesorhabditis spiculigera
Lineage: Eukaryota; Metazoa; Nematoda; Chromadorea; Rhabditida; Rhabditidae
Source: the annotation of a GenBank genome assembly
AUGGAGCUGUUACGGCGGUGGUUUGGCUUCGGCAAAAAGAAGUUUGAGACGCGCAAGAAUUCCAUCACCGGCCGCAAUCAUACUUUUCCCGUCCCCUAUCUUUCGCGUCUCGAAGGCGUCCAGCUCCUCCCCGGCCAGUCGCUGAUCAUCCGCGGGAUUAUUUGUGCCAGCGCCACAGCCCCAGGCCACGAACAAUUUCUCGUCAACCUCACCGGCGGACCUCGGGUUGAAAAGGAGCAGGAGAGUGAUCAGCUCGAUGAUCGGCUGCUCUCCCUCCGUGCUGACUUGAAGAAGCGGAAAAUGCACAUCAACGCCUGCAUUCAAGGAAAUUGGGGAAAAGAAGGUAUCGUGAAGAAGGGCUGGAAACCCGGGCAAGAGUUCGAUCUGCGCGUGAGGUGCCACGAUCAAGAAUUCUGCAUAUUCCUCGACCACAAACUCGUCGCGAAAUUCGCACACUACGUGCCAAUGUCCCAGAUCACCCAUCUCUACAUUAAUGGCGAUGUGGCGCUUUACAGCGUGUCGUGGGAGGGGAAAUAUUAUCAAGUCCCUUACUCGGCGGACAUCCCCGCCCAUUUCUACCCGGAGCGCAAACUGUACUUUUCCGGACUCGUCAAGAAAGACGCGAAACAGUUGACGAUCGACCUGUUCGCCGGUAACGAUAUUGGCAUGCGAAUCGAGCCCCGAUUUGCUGAGAAGAAAAUCGUUCGUAACGCGCGACUGGAAACUGAGUGGGGCAAGGAGGAGACGUGGAUAGACUGUCCGUUCCCCCUGAAACGCGGAAAGGAAUUCGACGUCAUUUUGUAUUGCGGGAAUACGGAAUUUCAGCUGUACGUAAACGACGUGUUUGUGUGUAGCUUCGAGCAUCGCGUGCCCGCCCCCUCGAUAAACCGCAUCAAUAUUGACGGUGAUCUGGAGGUGCACGGCGUUCAUAUUAAA